AUGGACUUCAAAGCCCGGCAUCUACAAGUUAAAGAGACGAGACAAUCUUUCUUUGACGAGGGGUACCUCGAUUCUCAGUAUACGCAGAUAGAAGCCUUGACGAAAGAUGGAAACCUUGAUUUUGUUGUAGAAGUAAUAACUCUCUAUUUCAGAGAUUCCCCUAAUGUUAUUGCUGCUUUGGAACAUGAAUUCAUCGGCGCCAUCAAAGUUCACAAGGAACUUAACAAAGCAUACACUUUUCUUGAAGCUGGCAACAUUGAAGGAAUAAAAGCUGCACUGCGUGAUAUUAAGAAGGAGCAUAGUGAACUACGCGCAAAGUUUGAGACCUACUUCCAGUUGAUGAGACAAGCUGGUCCAACAGAAUUAGCUGUGAAUUCAAGCUGA
Arabis nemorensis is the source of this 384-nucleotide messenger RNA. The record is from the annotation of a GenBank genome assembly. NCBI's taxonomy places the organism in Eukaryota, Viridiplantae, Streptophyta, Magnoliopsida, Brassicales, Brassicaceae.